Molecule: messenger RNA, 2233 nt
Organism: Oncorhynchus mykiss (rainbow trout)
Lineage: Eukaryota; Metazoa; Chordata; Actinopteri; Salmoniformes; Salmonidae
Product: autoimmune regulator
Biological process (GO): regulation of transcription by RNA polymerase II; humoral immune response
Cellular component (GO): cytoplasm; nucleus
Molecular function (GO): DNA binding; translation regulator activity; DNA-binding transcription factor activity, RNA polymerase II-specific
Source: RefSeq, a predicted model, not a curated record
UCACAUGAACACUUUCACUUUCCAAACAUCACUUGAAGCGUACUUCCGGGCUUGCGGGAUAUCUAUUUUAUAUUCGAAAAUAACUUUAAUAACAACUUGUUGGCCUACAGUUGAAAACGUUUUCAUUACGUCCUCUACGUCCUUCUUCCAAACGCGCGUCUAUUGGUAUGUGCAUUCGUCUGAAUGAAUCAAUCCGCCCGGGGCCUGUAUUGAAAUGUAAAUAGACUACAUAAUGUCAAUCAAACGUUAAUUUAUCAGUGUAUAUAUAUGCCACCCAAUAUGAACCGGAUCGUUCAUUAUUAAACUAUUAAUAAUAUUCAGUGACCUGGUAAAUAUUAGAUUUUUUUCGACAAAGAAAACUGUAUUGAAGAGUUGCAGUUGCAUCUGCGCCAAUGGACCCGUUGGAUUUUCUGACCGAUGAGGAGUUACUGCGGUUUUUCCGCUGUAGUAGGACUGAGAUGUCGUGCAUGGAGCAACCACACACAUUUCUUAACCAGCUCCGAGACCACAACCUCAUUCCGGAAGAAAUGUACAAGAAGCUGAUUCGGAUGAGGCGUAAGGAGGUGAGGGAGAAGGGUGUGUACCAGGUGUUGGACUGGGUGGAGGCAGAGAGGCCCAACAGCAUCAAGGUGUUCUGGAACUGUGUGUUCAGGGACCACCUCCUGCAGCAGUACCCCACGUUACGCCUGCUCCGAAACCGCCUGCUGGACGGGUCGUUCACAUUCUAUGAGAAACUGCCAAAGAAGGUGGAGAAGGACGAGGAGGAUAAAAAGAAGGCUUCAGCUGAAGGAGAAGAGGAGGAUGAGGAAGAGGAGGAGGAGGUGAAAACAAGGAAAAAUAGUAAAGAGAAAGAGAGAAGUGAGAGUGCUGAGGAGGAGCAGCCCAGCACAUCCACCCAGUCCAACCCCAGUCAGAAGAGGAAAGUUCAGAGUCCGACCAACUGUUUUGCUUCCAGGAAGGGGGAGAAAGAUGACAUCUGGACCUUGCCCAUCCACAAGACCCAGCUCCCAGUCACCUGUGGGGACAAAGAAGGCAUUCUCAUCAGGAACAAGCUGGCCAAAGGGGAGAAGUGCAUUGUGGUCCAGGGUCGCUGGUUCACCCCAAGUGGCUUUGAGGAAUUUGGGGGGAAGAAGAGCAGUAAGAAGUGGAAGUACAGUAUCCGCUGUAGCGGCACCACUCUGGGAGAACUGAUCCAGGAAGGUCAUUUAACUUCACCAGACUUUAAAAGAAGAAAAAGUGCACAGGAUCACCACCCUGGUUCCUCAUCCACUGUUCGGAGGUCCCUACAAAUGAAUAGAACGAGAGCACUGUUUCCCUCCAACCAAUCUUUGGGCUCAAUCACACAAUCUGAGGAGGAUGAUGAUGAGGAGGACGAGGUAGCGGAAGAAGCAGAGCAGGAAAGAGAGGAAGGAGAGAGAGAAGAGCAGGCAUACACUGCUGAAGGAGGGAGCAGGAAAGGAGGCAGCCAUGGUGCUGUGAAAAAGUCUGUCUUCAAAGUCACCUGUGGAGACAUCAAUGGGAUGCUACAUAAGGAUCGGUUUGCAUCAGGGUUGUGUGGAAAGAGCAUCCGUACGGAGCUGCGCUGGACUCCCCGGUGGAGUUUGUGAAGGGGGAGUCAGCUCUGGAAGAUCCUUCCUGGAAGAAAGACAUCCAGUGGGACGGGAAACCACUCAGCGUCCUCAUCAAGAGUAAGAUCUUGGUCAUCCACUCUCUCCUGUGUAAGUGCAAGCUGUGCAGCUCCACAGCCAAAGACAGGGAUAACGAUGACGACUGCUUCAUCUGUAGAAGCCAGGGUAGCUUGAUAUGCUGUGAUGAGUGUCCUCGCUCCUUCCAUCAGAGAUGUCAUCUUCCUAAUGUGGAUGACGCUAUGCUGGGGGAUGAUCGUCCGUGGUUGUGUACAUUCUGUGUACUGAGGGCCAGUCAGUCGUGGAGUUACCCCACACAAAUGACCUACCAGGAAGCCUUGACCUGCCGAAUCUCUGACCACCCACUGGAAUGCCAGUACCUCCUGCUGUGUCUCUACCAUGCAGAUGAGGACCACAUCUUUGUGAAAGAUCCUUGCAUCCAUGUGAGAAACUACACAAGUGUGAUAAAGACCCCUAUAUGGCUGGACAGGGUUGUGGAGAAGCUGCAGCAGAAUCUCUACCAGUCAGUGCAACACUUUGUGUCUGAUGUGUUGCUUAUCUUCACCAACUGUGCCACAUUUAACAGGGACAAUGCAGAGUUCCGUGUG